AUGAAUUUGGAGUUUGAGCUACUCAAUGACAGUUUUUUUUAUCCCAGUGGGUCAAUGGUAUCCGCAAACAACUCAAACAUAACCGAUCCAUACUAUGACCAGACUAGCAAUGCCAUUCUCACCUUCAUGUACUUUAUGGUAUGUAUCAUUGGGCUGUGUGGCAACACAUUGGUCAUUUAUGUCAUCCUCCGUUAUGCCAAGAUGAAGACCAUCACCAACAUCUACAUCCUUAACCUGGCCAUUGCUGAUGAACUCUUCAUGCUGGGUCUGCCCUUCCUGGCCAUGCAAGUUGCUUUGGUCCAUUGGCCUUUUGGCAAGGCAAUCUGCCGGGUGGUUAUGACUGUUGAUGGUAUCAACCAGUUCACCAGCAUCUUCUGUUUGACUGUCAUGAGCAUUGAUCGUUACCUGGCUGUAGUCCACCCCAUUAAGUCAGCCAAGUGGAGGAGACCCCAGACAGCCAAAAUGAUUAAUGUGGCUGUAUGGGGACUCUCCCUGCUGGUCAUCUUACCAAUCAUGAUAUAUGCUGGUCUCAGGAACAACCAAGGGGGGAGAAGUAGCUGCACCAUCAACUGGCCGGGAGAAUCUGGGGCAUGGUACACAGGGUUCAUCAUCUACACCUUCAUCUUGGGGUUCCUAGUGCCCCUCACAAUCAUUUGCCUUUGCUACCUGUUUAUCAUUAUCAAAGUCAAGUCCUCUGGAAUCCGAGUAGGUUCUUCCAAGAGAAAAAAGUCAGAGAAGAAGGUCACCCGCAUGGUAUCAAUAGUUGUGGCUGUCUUUAUCUUCUGUUGGCUCCCUUUCUACAUUUUUAAUGUUUCUUCAGUCUCGGUUGCCAUCAUGCCCACUCCAGCCCUCAAGGGCAUAUUUGACCUUGUGGUGGUACUUACUUAUGCCAAUAGCUGUGCCAACCCCAUUCUAUAUGCUUUCUUGUCUGACAACUUUAAGAAGAGCUUCCAAAAUGUCCUCUGUCUGGUCAAGGCGAGUGGCACAGAUGAUGGGGAGAGGAGUGACAGCAAGCAAGACAAGUCCCGAUUGAAUGAGACCACGGAGACCCAGAGAACUCUCCUCAAUGGAGAUCUCCAGACCAGCAUCUGAACCUUCUAUAAAGAAACU
Messenger RNA from Gracilinanus agilis (Agile Gracile Mouse Opossum), 1110 nucleotides. It is a transcript of the gene SSTR2, whose product is annotated as somatostatin receptor 2. NCBI's taxonomy places the organism in Eukaryota, Metazoa, Chordata, Mammalia, Didelphimorphia, Didelphidae. The record is from RefSeq and is a predicted model, not a curated record. The coding region runs from base 1 to 1092 and encodes 363 amino acids. Gene Ontology annotation, biological process: cellular response to estradiol stimulus; cellular response to glucocorticoid stimulus; neuropeptide signaling pathway. The transcript has a single exon. Gene Ontology annotation, cellular component: neuron projection; membrane. Gene Ontology annotation, molecular function: somatostatin receptor activity; neuropeptide binding.